AUGUCGGACGAGCAGUGCGGGGGCAUGGAUGUUGAGCUGGAGAGCAAUGCUGCGCGGUGCCGCCGCAGCGCAUCGGCCCCAGCGCGGCCGCUCGUUCCCUUCGGCCCCGCUUCCGCGGCGGGCGACGCAGUGGCGUCCAUGGGGAAGUCGAAGAGCGCGCGUGCAUCCCCCCAGUGGGGACCCGCGCAGCUGGGCGAGCGAUUCUCUGUCUGGGGCGGUCGGUUGACAGGGCCGCGCGCGCGCUUGGAGACGAAGGAGAUCUCUGCCGUCGCAGGGCGCGUGAGGUUCGUCCACUUUUCUCUGGGCCUGCCGUGGGCAGUCCAUGCGCUCGGCUGUGCGCUCAGGAAUUCACGCGGCGCGUGUGUGCAGGGGCGCGUGUGGAUGGAGAUCGUGGACGCGUUCAAGGCCCAGGCGCGAGCCGAGGGCGCCGCAGUGGCGGCUGGCGAGGACGACAAGGGAGAGGGCGCCAUGGGCGCCCUGCUCGACCUGCCCGACAUGCCCGAUCCAGCAGCGGCCGACGCGAUCGUGUGCCUGAUCUCGUUCCAGAAGAACGAGCACUGGAUCCGCGAGAACGACGUGCCCUGCAGCUUCGAGCGGCUCAGGUCCGAGCGCGAUCUGGCGGGGGUCCCGCUGGUUCAGAACCCAGACGAAGACUACGCCGCAGCGGCGGCUGCCGCUAACGGGGCGGACUCGCAAGCGGUCAGUGCCCAGGACACCGUGCACGGCGGCUACGCGCGCCGAUGGCUGUUCCCCACCAAGGAAUGCAAGGGCGCGCGGGAGGGAACGGUCGCGCGCGCAGGGGACUCGCGCGGGAAGGUUGUCGUGGGCCAGCUGUCCACUUUCACCAGCGCGAAGUGGUUGCAAGUCUACAGUGGCGACGAGCCUCCCUGCGAUUGGCGCAGGGCCAGUCAUCUGCAAAAGAAGGGGGCCUGCAGGCUCUACCUGGACGCGCCCAUGGCCGCGUUGAUGCAGCAACUUCCUGCGGCCUAA
This is a messenger RNA of Prorocentrum cordatum, 990 nucleotides long. NCBI's taxonomy places the organism in Eukaryota, Dinophyceae, Prorocentrales, Prorocentraceae. The record is from the annotation of a GenBank genome assembly.